This is a messenger RNA of Parascedosporium putredinis, 2202 nucleotides long. The record is from the annotation of a GenBank genome assembly. NCBI's taxonomy places the organism in Eukaryota, Fungi, Ascomycota, Sordariomycetes, Microascales, Microascaceae.
AUGAAUUUAUGUCUGCGAUGCCAUGUCCCUCCUCUCAUACCGCUCCGCGUAGGCUCGCGCUUAUACGCCACCAAGUCGCUGGCCUGGUCCUGCGACGGCGAGAUAGCCGUAGCGGGCGAUGACUCGUUGCACAUUUAUCUCCCACACUUUCGAGAUGAAGGCCCUCAGGGCGACGACGACUCCGGGUCCGAGGCCGGCGGGGAGCCCAGCGGCGAGAUAGCGGAGGAAAAGCCCUGGUUCCUCAAGCUCUCCCCGAUGGGAAAGCCGCAGUACUCCACCGUGCCUCUCCGACUGCUGAUCCCGCAGGUGACGGACCCGCGGGCCAACGGGCGGCUCUUGGCACGAAAGGGCGCCUCGAUCGCGUACAGCGAGGACGAGGACGAAUUCAUGGGCACCGGCGUCGGGUCCGUGACGGGCGUCGGCUCGGCCCUCAACCAAGUCGUGAGCGUGCAGUGGUCGCCCACGGGCGUCGGGCCCAACCUGCGGCCCGUCGUCACGGCCCUGCUGACCAAGGGCUACCUAGUCGCGUACGGCGAGGUCAUGGACCGCCAGAGCGCCGUCAUGGACGUCAAGGUCCGCGACUUUCGGUUCUGGAAGCUGCUCUGGGGUCUGGGGGCGACCAUGCCCUUGGCCGACGCGUCGUCGCGCACCGGGUUCGCGGCGCGCGGGGACAAGAUUACGGCGUUUGCGUGGAGCCAAGCUUUGGAGCCGGGGCGAGGCCUCUUGGCGUACAGGACGGACGUGGAGGAGCUUGUCCUCGUGGCGGUGCAGUAUCUUGAGGUUGUGGUUGAUGAGGGCACGAAUUCGGAUGGCGGGGCCGCGUGGAAGAUUGAUGAGCUGCUGAGGGUUGAGGUCAAGGGCCCCCACCAAGCUCUUAGUCUUCAUGAUCCGGAUUACACUCCGUCCGGGUCCGGAUUCUCGUUGAAAUGGAGCCCUUGGUUAGUAUCAGAAGACGGAUCUCGGACGUGCGUCAUCUCGUACAUUGGUCCAAAUUAUGUUGGGUUUCGACGGGUCAUCUUGCCCCCUUCUUGGGAGCUCGGGGAUCUCCCCAAACUUCAACUUAGCGAAAAGGAUGUCCUCGGCAUUUGCACGCACCUCUCCACCGAUGCCUUUAUUGAGUGGGAAGAGGUUGUCUGGAAUGCCAAAGGUACCAAGAUCUGCCGCGGCGUGAUUGCCACGCCAUUUACCCCCAUUCCCUUCGAGGUUGACCUUGUGGGCAACGCUCCCGAGCUACCUCCACACCACCCUAGAGCCUGCGGUAGCCUGUACCCGGCGGAUACCGGCGUUGACAGUUUCAACCCCAUUUCAUCUCUCGUCGUCCACCCACCACCCCCAUCUACCGACUUGGAGGCGAUCCCCGUCCCCAUCUACACCCUCACACGCCUCUCCGCCACUGCCUCAAACGACAACUGGAUCGAGUACAACGGCCCAUCCACCACUUUCACGCCCCCAACCUGGGCCACAGCCAUCCACAAGCUCGUCAACGCCAGCCUCCCCGAGUCCACGUCGCAGUACCUAAUCGACUCGGAAUCCGACUCCGACUCCAGCAUCUCCCUCGCCAGCGACUUCGAAGACGAGGAAAAUCCAAGCUCCGCCCCUCGCGAGGACCAGCAGCAGCAGCAACAACAAACCAAGAACCCGGACGCCGGCCAAGUCACCGUCAAGCCUCAGCGCGCCCGCAUCUGGGCCGUCGCCCACUCCCCGGGCGCCGCCACCACCGCCAUCCUGUACUCCAAGCACAGCACGCUCAUCCCCGACCGCGUCUGCCGCUCCCGCGUCAUCUUCGACACGCCCCCUGCGCGGCUCCCGCCCUUCCACCCUCCCCGCCGCAACCGGACCCGGUCGACCCCCACCCUUUACGCGCGGCUCCCUCACCUCCGAGGCCAAGGUCUGGGAAUGGAUCUUGCGGCGGAGUUUUGGAGAGCCAUCGACUCGGCGGAGUGCGCCCUGUGCGCGCGGCCCCUCGAACUCUCCGGCAGCGAUUUCAUCUGCUCCGCCGGACACAUGUUUUCCCGCUGCGUCACGUCCGGCCUCCCCAUCCUUGCACCGGGGACGUUUCGACUCUGUGGCCUUUGUGGCCAGGCCAACAUGACAACCCAGGAGCUCCUCCGUUUUGCAGCUCGGCACGGCCUUUCGCCCGAUGUUGUCUCGGAAACAUUGAAAGACGUUUGCAACGGCUGCGGGGGCAAGUAUAUCGUGUAA